Molecule: messenger RNA, 1182 nt
Organism: Vicia villosa (hairy vetch)
Lineage: Eukaryota; Viridiplantae; Streptophyta; Magnoliopsida; Fabales; Fabaceae
Product: protein MAIN-LIKE 1-like
Exons: 3
Coding region: 1-1182 (393 amino acids)
Source: RefSeq, a predicted model, not a curated record
AUGGAUGAGGCGCCUGUAGGUUCCUCAUAUGGAUCGAGGAGUCGGCUGGCUCGAGCGUCUUCUUCCCGUGAGGUUGAGGAGGAGGUGGGAGUUGAGGAGGAAGAGAUACCCGAUGUUUACCCUGAGCACGACGAGGAUGGUGCGGGGGAGGAGGAGGGCUACCCGGGAGGGCUUGCACACACAUUUGUGUUUAUUCACUACCAUGACCAUGUCACUCGGCGAGUUUGGGAGGGCGAGGAACGGGAGACCAUAAAAUCCAUGAACCAUGCACGGAAAUUAUUUGAUCUGUUUAAACCACGGGCUCAAUGGUUUAAUGACGUUGUAGAUGGAAGCGGGCUUGGUGGGUUAUGCAUGACCGAAUAUAGUACCAUCAGCCAUGGCAUGCAGGGAGCUUUUGUCGAACGGUGGCACAAGGAGACGUUUUCUUUCCACUUUCCUGUUGGGGACUUGACGAUCACCCUACACGAUGUGGCCUGUCUGCUCCACCUGCCGACCAGAGUGAGGUUACUGGACCAUUCUCGGAUACAGAGGGUUGAGGCCAUAGAGUGGAUGGUGGACUAUCUGGGUAUGGACCCAAACAUGUUGGAUUAUGAGUGCAGAGCGACGAGUGGGGCGCAUAUCCGAUUCUCCAGAUUGAAAGAGCAUUAUGAGAACCACUUGGUGGCGGUAGCGGAGUCUGAGGAGGAGGGUGACGGGCUUUUUGUUGAGUAUCACUAUGGUUGCGCUCUGCGGUGUUGGUUCAUGUUCUUGGGAUGGAUCAUCUCAUACUUCAACCUUAUCCACGACUUCAACAUUAAUCCUGUGUACGAUGACGCCAUACCCAGGGCCGCACGAUACGUCCUCCAAAUAGGGAAUAACAAGGUGGGCCUAUAUCGCGUGUACCUCGACCACACUGUUCAUGAUGACAUCCAUUGGAUGCCCUUCACUGGUCACGGUAAUAAUGUCUCAUUCGACCGCAUCAUAUUAUAUUCUGGAUGGUUAGCAUGUGGGACCAACACCAUGGUCAGGUAUCUGUCAGAGCGGUGCAUGAGACAGUUUAGACGUGUGCAGAUGAUACCGAGGUCUCUGUUUAAGGCUGCUCCCGACACCGUUAUCCGAGUGGGUCUCACUACUAUAUUUGAGGAUUGGGUGCAUCAUUUGGUGCCUGAGGAGUAUCGGCGUAUGAUGGUCAUCCAGAGGUGA